Messenger RNA from Vicia villosa (hairy vetch), 1591 nucleotides. RefSeq lists its product as uncharacterized. Lineage: Eukaryota; Viridiplantae; Streptophyta; Magnoliopsida; Fabales; Fabaceae. The transcript is spliced from 6 exons. The record is from RefSeq and is a predicted model, not a curated record. Gene Ontology annotation, molecular function: S-adenosylmethionine-dependent methyltransferase activity. The coding region runs from base 290 to 1297 and encodes 335 amino acids.
GGUCUCCAUAAAUCUUUGACCACAUUCUUAAUAAAUCAUUUACUACUUGUAUCAUGAAAAUUUGGUAUUUAAACAUCCCUAAACAAUCAAGUUACCAAAUUAUUUGUUUUCCUUUUAAACCACUAUUUUGACUUUAAGUGUCUGACAAUUGAUGAUUUAAAUAUCCAAAUAUCAAAUUCUAAAAAAAAAAAAAAACUAUUAAUUUAUAAAGUUUCAAAAACCAGAGGCUGGAAAAUCAAAUACCAACCCAUUGAACCUUUCAACACGUUGAACUUUCAAAUUCAAUAUUAUGACUACUCUUGUAAUGAAUCUUAUUAAUUCUCCUAUUCUUGGUACAACAGCAUCAUUCCAUUCCUUCACCCCAAAACCCAAAGCUAUUAUCAAAAACACCCACAACAACUCUCAUAUUAUUACCAUGCUCAAAAAACGAGUUAACUUGGUCGAGUCAAACAAACUCACCACAACCACCACCACUGAGUUUGAUGACUCGCUGGAACCCACCACCUCCUCCACCACCAAACCAUGCUUAUGUGGAAGAAGGCACUUCAUUGAAGCUGCUGCAACUGCAACAUUCACAGCAACCACACAGUCUGCCACAGCCACAAAUUCAGAUUCUGACUACACAGCUUUGGUUAACAAGUUUCACCCACCUAAACCUGAUUGGUAUCAAAAGUUCUUUGCUUGGGUUCUGAAUUCAUUUACUAAAUCUUAUGAAGCUGAGGUUGGUCAGUACAAGUCUCAAAUCUUCAAUAUCUUGAAGGAGAAGAAGGCUAACAAAAUCUUGGAGAUUGGCAUUGGAACUGGUCCCAACCUCAGUUAUUAUGCAAGUGAUUCUAAUGUGCAUGUUAUUGGCAUUGAUCCUAAUCCAGAGAUGGAGAAGUAUGCUCGGUCUUCUGCUACAUCGGCUGGAUUUCCACACUCAAAUUUUGAAUUUAUACAUGCUGUUGGGGAGGUUAUACCAUUAAGUGACGCUUCGGUCGAUGCAGUUGUUGGAACACUUGUAUUGUGUUCUGUUAAAGAUGUUGAUCUGACACUUAAAGAAGUGAUGAGGGUGUUGCGACCUGGUGGAGUGUAUGUGUUUGUGGAACACGUAGCUGCAAAAGAUGGAACAUUUCUCCGAUUUUUACAGAGAGUUCUUGAUCCACUGCAACAGACGAUUGCAGAUGGGUGUCAUCUAUCCAGAGAAACAGGAGACAGUAUAUCAAAAGCUGGAUUUUCAAGUGUUGAGCUUGACAUGGCAAUCUUAUCAAAUGCUACAUUUGUAAAUCCUCAUGUAUAUGGAAUAGCCAACAAGUAGGAUUGAAAUUGUGUCUUUGUUCUUCUUAGCAUGCUGCGGUUCGGCUGCUUUGAAAGGAUUCUAGUCAUGAGAGGUUAAAUGAUUAACCAACUAAGCUAAUGGAAUUGUGGAGUAGUUUGAUUUGAUUCAAGCAUUGUUACCUUUAGUAUAGUUGGUGAGAAUUUUUAUGCUCAUUUUAUGCUAGUUAUAAGAAUAAUUGUGCAGUGCUUUAUGGCUGAUAAUAUUAAUAACAGAAAAUGACAGAGUGAAUGUUGGCUGGUGUUCAAAUUUUCAGUUUUUAGUUUAUGUUGUUUU